Molecule: messenger RNA, 8320 nt
Organism: Aphanomyces astaci
Lineage: Eukaryota; Oomycota; Saprolegniomycetes; Saprolegniales; Verrucalvaceae
Exons: 3
Coding region: 490-8214 (2574 amino acids)
Biological process (GO): protein deubiquitination
Cellular component (GO): cytosol; nucleus
Molecular function (GO): cysteine-type endopeptidase activity; protein binding; cysteine-type deubiquitinase activity
Source: RefSeq, a predicted model, not a curated record
CCCAUCUUGACUGUUGUAACGAGGGAGGACUGCACUCCACCGCCGCUUCUGCACCGCCUGCCGCUUCUCUCCACGGAAAGGGCUGUCUGUGUGGGUUCCUUCAAUCAAGAACACCUCUAUCUAUACAGUAGCGUCGAUCACUCGAGCGCUGCACUCCCGUUGACAUCACGAGUAAUAAGUCUCGUGACAGUGCCAUUUCCAUCGUGACGUCGUCAACACCAAGUCCAAGCAACAGCCACAAACGAAUGGAACCCGACACGUCAACUGAUUCAUCCUCGUCCAUCUCGACUGCUACCUUGCCCAAGUCGUCAUCCACGACGCCGUCGCUGAACGAGUCGGACAAACGCCGCCGUCUUCUCCAAGACCAACCCCCGUCCACACACAUGGAAGCAACUGGACCCCCAUUAAAUCCCCAACAGAGCGGACUCCUUCGAAUCGUGUACGAAGAUCUGCGAAAGCAAGCAACGGUGGGAUGGCACAACGCCGUGAAUGCGUUUGAGAUCGCUCAUGCCCACCUUCACGAAGCAGAGGUCCAAGAGUUCUUGCAGUUGUGCUUUGCGCAAAUCGUCAACAUCAUGCUCGAUCAAAUGUACUUUCUCCUCCUAUACGUUAAAAAUGACAAAGACGCAUGUGCGUUACAAUCUCUCUCCUAGGACGUCCAAGAUGGCCGUCACCGAGAAGAACUGUGUCAUUCGCACGUUGACCAAGGGCACGGUGCUAUGUCUGGCGCAGCUCCAGAACCCUCACACGUCACCGCCACGGCGCCUCGCGUACUUUUCACACAUGGCGCUGAUCUUGAACAAGCAAAAGCACUUUUACAAGGAAUUCCGCGGCUCGAACCACCACAUGAUGGGCCAAUACUGGAACAAAUCGCCGGCGGGGUGCCCGGAAGUGCGCCUGCAGUGCCUUGCGUUGUUCCACGAGCACCACGGGUUCUCCAUGCUCACGCGGACCCUCGAUCAGCACGUCACGGACGCCGACAAGGCCAUCGCGUUCAUCCAAACCGUGUCCAUGGACGACCUCAAGCUGCUUCUCCAAGGGCUGUACGACCUCCGCGUCCAAGUCGAUUCGACGUUGAUUCGGCGGUUGCUUCAAUCGCUGUUGCAGCUCGUGCUCGUGUUGCCCUCGGCCGAGCUCAAGAAAGAACCCACCGACUCGAUCGGACACAUGCUCCACCUUAUCCAGCGGUUACUCGACCAAGACAAGGACCUGCAAGACGCGUUGCUGCUUGUGAUUGGUCGGUUCAUCGAGUCGACGUCGUUGCCCCAGCGGUUGUUUGGGUUUGAGCAGCUGGGCUCAGUCGUACAAGUCGCCCGGCGAUCGAUGCCGCUGCCGCUGUCGUAUCGCGUCGCGGGGGCCGGGUCCGAGCUCGUGAAUGGCGUGUACCAGUUGGUCCCGCCAACUACGUCGUCCGCCGGCACGUACAUCAAGCAACCGACGAGUAAUAGUAGCACCACCAUUUCCAAAUCGCGGCACGCACCGCCGUCGACGCCCCCUCCUCCAGGCGGCCCUCAUCAUCCCAUGACUUUGUUUUGCUGCACGAUGAAAAAUGGAUCGAAAAUGUGGUUCUUGUCCGAAGCCGACCAAGCGCAACCAGGCACUGACCAAGACAUCGACUACUACCACCACCAAUCGGUUGGCGAUGACGUCGUGCCCCCGCUGUCCCAUUGGGUACCCACGGGCCAAGGCGUAGCCCCGAGUCCGUUGCUGAUUCCCCAUCGCCCUCGUCCAACGGCCGUGGUGGACUCGACGCGACUGGAUCAGCGAGUGCUGAGCUUUGUGUGGACCCACAAGCUUCUGGACGAGAUCUUUGGCGAUCGCAUCCAUCGCGAAAUCGUGGUGCGCAGCGCGUCGUUGCUGCGUUUCUUGGCUGAAGCGGGGCAACUUUCCGACGAACACGUCCAACACGUGUACGCGUCGGCAACCGGCAAGGAGGAGUCGCUGGUCGCGGAGAUCCACACGCUGCUGGUUACGUCCGUGCUCGUGUACUUGAGCGACGACCAAGUGGUGUCAUUUUUAUCGUUCUUGUUGGCCCAGCCGGUGCACUUGUUGCCAGACGUGGCGCUGUUUAUGGACAAGGUGGCCGGCACGUACCGGUCGAUUCUGCACCGCGUCGAGGCUGGCGUCACGUCCAAGUGUCUGCGGCUGCUGUGGCGCCUUCAAAACGCGUCCGACCCGCAGCUGCAUAGCGCGGCGGACGUGCUCGAGUUGUUUCACACGGCGCUGCAAAGCCCCGCAGGGGAGAAAGAGCGCGCGUUGUUUGUCAACGAGUGCAUUCACAUGCUGCGCGUGUCGGCGCAGACCACGACGACAUGGAGCGCCGACCAAGAGGCGGCCACGACCCGGAGCUUGGAGCUGCUGAAGGUACUGCUCGAGUCGUGUUCCGGUAACGACGACGACGACGAUGACGACGACCUGGUUGACCACGUGAACGCCACGUUCAACCUCGUGCAGCUGCUCUUUGACGAGUUGGCAGCGUUUGUCCAGCGCCAUACGCUCGAGUCGGCGCUUCGCCACCGUCUGGACCUGAUCCAUUACGUGCAUGGCAAGUCGAAUGCGCUGGAAAUGACCCAAGCGCAAGUGCGGUCGCUCUGGACUGUGCUAUCCAAGCAACGUGUGUACCGCGACCUGUGCUGGCAGUUCCUCACCGAGUCCAGCGUGUUUGCCAGCGACAACGUCGCGCCGUUCAAUGUGGCCGUGUGCGAGUACAUUUUCAACGACCUUCUGUGCAACCCCCACGAGACGGACUUUAGCGCGUUGAGCGAGGCCGGGUUUGCGUGCUUUCACAUGUACUUUGUGGGUGUGAACGCCCACCACCACCACUUGAUUCGAUCCACAACAACGACGACAUCACCUGUUAUGUCCACCAAUGCCAUUCGGCGCAUCGUGUCGUUCGAGUCGCUGAUUGGCCUCGACGCGUUGUGGCAAGUGGCGAUUUACGGCUUGCCGGCCGUGUCCAAGGCGGCGAUCGUGGAGCUGCUCAACGUGUAUGUGCAAGUGACGGACAGCAUUCCAGCGACCCAGCAUUUCCUACAGCAUGUGUUUGACGUGCUCCAGCGCGCGUCGUCGUCGGCCGAAGUUGUCCAGCACUGCAUGCAUUUGCUCACGGGCUACAUGCACCAAAGCCCCAUUGGUGCCGGGGCCAUCGUCCAUGGCAAGCGGUCCCGCGGCGCGCCGUUGUCGCUGCAAUGCACCGUGCAACGCCUGCCCACGUCAGUGUCGGCGGAGAAACCCCCCGCGUUUACGCUGCACGUGUCGGCCAACGAGACGCUGGGCCGAGUGCGGCAGCUCGUGGAAGCGCAGUUGGGUCACCCGUUGACGCAGACGAAACUGCUUGUCCAAGGCACGCCCUUGGUCGGUGAUGCCAAGACGUGGCGCGAGUUGGCGCUAACCGACCACAAGCAAACGUCGACGGAAGUGACGGUGGUGUUGUUUCAAACCAACGUGGCCAAAGACCUGGACGGAAUAGACGACAGCAACAUCAACAACCAGCAACAUCAGCAACCUCUACUCCAUUUAGGCACGUUGUUGUCGCAGAGCGAAGCGUACUUUGACGUGCUGUUUGGGCUCCUGGAUCGGUACCAAGGGCAGAAUGACACGCAUGCGAUUGUACUGGACGUGGUGGCCAACGUCCCGACUCAAACGACGCUUCUGGACAUGGUCUCGCAGCCCCUAGACCGCCCCGACAGCUUGCAGCGGUGGCUCGCCACGUCAUCGUACCACAAAGCCGUGUAUGUCCUCGAAAUCAUCGACGGAUGUCUCAUGCCGGUGCACGGCGCGGCGUCGCAGGCGUAUGUGACGUCGUUUAUCCAGCACGGCCUCGACCACGUGGUGCAUUUUCUGUUUGAGACCCCUCGCGUGGACGAACAAGGGAUGGCGGUGGCGAUGCGCUUGGUCAAGUAUUGCGUGCUCCACAGCAACCACCACCACCCGCCAUUGUCGCAGCAGAGAACGAACCACCUGUCGACAGCCCAAAUGGCGUCGUUGAUGACGCAACUGAGUGCGUUGGUAUGGCGGUCGUCGCUGGCGCCGCGCGUUGUGAUCGACGCGCUGCAGAUCAUGCAAGCGAUUUCCGUGUACGUGCCGUUUGAAUUUCCCGAUCCGUGGCCGAUGCCGUCGACGCUGCUACACCCGGAGGAACCGAUCCGCGUCCAAUGGCUCGCGACGCUUCAGUCCCAGCCCCACAACGUGACCAAGCAGCUCGUGGCGCCAGCGCUGCACACGCUCCAGAACGCGCUUCCCGUCACCAGCGACCGUGGCACACAGCUGUUUGCGUUGGUGGCGUUCUUGGUGCCCCAAUUCUCGCCCGACCAAGUGGAAGCGUUGGAGGCGGCGCUCGUCGCGUUGUUUCAACCGACCAUGUCCACGUCGGUGCUGCUGGGGUCGCUCGCAAUCUUGCACACGUUGUGCGCCCAGCCAUCGCUGUCGAGUCGCGCGCGCCAGCAGAUUCUGGACGUGCUGUACGACAAGAGUUUGUUUGCAAGUGGCGCCAAGUGUUUAUGCGCAUCAGCCGACACCCGGAAAGCAGCGUACGGUGUCGUGGCCCAGCUGGCAGCGGCGUCGGCGGCGAAUUCCACGACGGACGACUUGCAUGCCAAGCUGACGUCGUUGAUCGACGCGACGAGCACCUCAUCGACUUCGUCAUGGGGCCAGGAAGUGAACGUCGGGGCAAGGGGGCAAGGCGACCACGUGGGGUUGAAGAACCAGGGGUGUUCGUGCUACAUGAACUCGUUUUUGCAGCAGCUAUUCAUGUACCCGCCGAUCCGCCACGGGUUGUUGGCGGCGGCGAUCCCCGUGGACCGAUUCCCCGAGAUCCCCGAGUCGCAGCUGAAUCUGCCGCAUUUAGUGCACACCGACCCGACGUCGCUGAUUGGGCGCCGGAUCAUGAACGAAGCCAACAACGGCCGGUCGUUCGAAGCUGUGAUCACUGGCUACGACCACGCCACCAAGAUGCACCUCAUCAAGUAUGACGAAGGCAGCACGGACGUACGGCUCAAGCUGUGGGGCAAGGAAGCGAUGAACCGAGUGACAUUGUUGCCGCCGACACUCCAAGGCGACGAGGCCACGGUGGAAGUGCUUCGUCAAGUCCAGCGCACGUUCUGGUACCUCCAAGAGAGUGAGAUGCGCUAUUUCAACCCGAAAGCACUGGUGGAAGCGUGCAAGUGUUUAAACUUGGAGUUUUCCGUGUACCAACAGAACGACGCGAGUGAGUUUUGCGACAAGUUGCUGGACCGGUUGGAAAUCGGGCUGGCCAAGACGCCCCAGGGCACGGCGUGCCUGCAGUCGCAUUUGGGGGGCAAGUUGAUCUCGCAAAAGCUGCCGAAAGGCUGCGGCCACCGCUUUGAGCGCGAAGAAGCGUUCAUUCGGCUGGAAUUGCAGAUCCGGGGCAAAGAAAGCAUCGACGAGUCGCUCGCGGCGUUCGUUGAAGGCGAGCUCAUGGACGGCGACAACAAGGUCGAGUGCGAACUGUGUGGGGAAAAGAAGGCGGCGAUCCGACGCACGUGCUUUGGGGCGUUGCCGCAGCUGCUGGUGCUGCACUUGAAGCGCUUCGACUUAGACUAUGCCACGUUUGAAACGGUCAAGCUCAAUAACCGGUGUGCGUUUCCGCUGAAACUUGACAUGAAGCCGUACACCAAGCGCGGCCUGGAUGAGAAGGCGGCAGAAGACGUUGACGACGAUAUUGGCGGCAUGGACGACGACGAUAAUGACGACGAGUACAUGUAUGAGCUGCGCGGGGUGCUCGUGCACGCCGGCGUCGCGCAAGGAGGCCACUACUACUCGUUUAUCAAGGAUCAAUCCGUGGGCAAAUGGUUCAAGUAUGACGACGAAGACGUGAGUGCGUUCGACCCGGCCAAUAUUGAAGCCGAGUGUUUUGGCGGUAUGCAAAAGCGCACGUCGUCGUGGAACGGCAUGACCAACACGAUGGAAAUGGAAGUGUUUAGCAACGCGCUCAUGUUGUUUUACGAAAAAGUGGUGCGCCGACCCGAAUCUCCGACCAACUCGACGACGACCGUGUCGAUGGUCCACACCAACCCCAUGGCCCAGCAAGUAUGGGCCGCCAACGACCUCUUUCUACGCCACUCGUACGUGUUUGACACGGCCUUUGACGAGUUUAUGAAGCAAGUGGUGGCGACUCACCAGGAUCAACUCAAGUGGCUCCAGCUCGGCAUGCAGUUUGUGCUGUCCAUCGUGCUGCGGUUCCGUGAGAAAAAGGGUUUUGGCCGGUGGGUGGAUCUCUUUCACGGCGCAUUUGCCACGACGCCGGCGUUCGCCGCGUGGUUUCUCGAGGUGCCGGACCUGUCGGUGUUCUUCACAGAGUGCCCCGACCCGAUGGCCCGACCAACUGUCGUCGGCUUGCUGACCCGUGCGGCGGCAGCGGUCGUGGCGACGUCCCCCCCCGACGACCCCGCCGCGCUCGUGCACUUGAGCGCGCGCGUCGCCGACUGGUGUGUGCCGCCCCUCAUGGACGAGUAUUUCACGCUGAUUUUCCACAUUGCGAGCUUGUCGCCCGUGCUUCGCGAACAAUUUCAACGGCACCAAAUGGUCAGUCGGUUGAUUCAUGUGCUGCUUGGCACGCGAUCGUAUGCGCGGCUGGUGCACGCGUACGGCCCGUUGGCGGGGGAAGCGCCGUUGGAGUGCCAAGCGCUGUUUGACGCGAUCGGGGCGCUACUGGGCCUCACGCGCAACGCACCCGAGCCGCUUCUGGCCGAACAAGAAGCGCAUGCUUCAUCUUCGACCCAACCCCGCGACCAUAUUGUGCUGAGCGCGCGCGCCCAAAGUGCAUUGACGAGUCUCUUUCACGAGUAUUGCACCGACGACCACGUGAUGGGCGUCAAGGAAUUGCAAAAGUAUUUCCGAGUGUGCGGCACGACCGUGGCCACGGCCAAAGUCACAGCGAAAAAGAUCAAGACGAUGCUGUCCAAGUGGCCGCAGUUGGAUUUGUCAGCGUGGCUCGAGUACUACACGGAGCUGGGCGCGACGUCGUCCAAACAAGUGCUGAGCGACCUCAAAGCCCACGGCUUUCGCGACAAUUUGCAGCGGCCGCCCUCGGUGCACGACCUGGAGCCUGCGUCGUCGUUGCUUGACAACUUGCCCGCGCUCUGCCGCGAAGCCAUUGUGCACGAAGUGUUUAUCGAAGCGGCGCUGGAAGAAGACGCCGAAGCCGUGGCCGACCUCCUCGUGCGUGUGAGUCUGGGGUCGCCGUCAACGUCGUCGCUCGUGAUCAAGAGCGUGUUGACGGCGCUGUUUCAUGCCGAGUUGGGGUGGAAGGGGUUGCCGAUCGUGGAUGCGGCGGUGCAAAUAUUGACCCAAUUGCUCACGUUUGAAGCCAACAACGAGAAUGUGGCGCUGAUCGAGUUGACGAUGGUGCAGACGUCGUAUUCGCUGCUGGUGGCGGCGGCAGAACGGAAAAAAGUGUACGCGCAGUACGGCACGGCGCCGGCGCUGUUUAUCUACCGGUACGUGACGAUCUUGAUGGAUUUGCACAAGGUACCCAGAGUCGCGAAUUGGCUGCAAGCUCAUGUUGGAGACUGGGUGUGGAUGUACGAAUGGCUCCGGCUCGAGAGUUUGAAACCGAGCUUGGGUGGUCGCGUGACCGUGCUGUAUCGGGACCCGGGCAAGCUCGAGACGCUUCUGGCGCUCGGCGAAUUGCUGCAUGUGCCGUUCACCCCGGAAGAGAAGAGCUAUGCCGUGUCUGGCGCGGGAUGCGCGGCCGUGAAUGGCGUGUACCACAUGGUGCAGCACCAGCGCCACGACGGAUGCCCGGUGUUUCGGAUGACCAAUCACGACAUCGAGUACACGUUGUUUCGGUGUGAAAUGCCCAGUAAAACCCACCGGUGGUAUAUUUCGCACGCCGAGAACCGGCAGACGCUGGGUACGGUGACGGAUGUGGACUUUUAUUAUUGCCUGUGCACGAUCCACGAAGAGACGCCGCCAGAGGACGGGUGGAAGGUGUGGACCAAGAACCCCGACGCCUCGGGACCGACCCCCACGGUCACGUUGCAAGCGUGUUCGGUGAGUGCCGACGAGUUGGAUAUGACUGUCCAUGCGCCGCCGCAUUCGCAUGGAGGGAGCAGUUUUGUCGUGCCCGAAGUCGACAUGGACGAUGACACGGUGGAAUACGAAGACAGCGAAGAGGAAAUCCGAGUGAGCAACGAACGGUUCCAGGCCGUCCAUUUGGAAUCGCCGUCCGAAGGCAGCAGUGGCAGGCUGUAGAUUUCCAUAAGACAGACACGGAGAAAGGAUAUUGUCGUGUGUUUUUAUAAACCUCUACUAGUAAAAGAAACACUGGCAUAAUAAACCUGUGUUGGAAAGAGUUUUA